Molecule: messenger RNA, 1708 nt
Organism: Vicia villosa (hairy vetch)
Lineage: Eukaryota; Viridiplantae; Streptophyta; Magnoliopsida; Fabales; Fabaceae
Product: cholesterol 22-monohydroxylase CYP90B51-like
Exons: 8
Coding region: 120-1577 (485 amino acids)
Biological process (GO): sterol metabolic process
Molecular function (GO): monooxygenase activity; heme binding; oxidoreductase activity, acting on paired donors, with incorporation or reduction of molecular oxygen
Source: RefSeq, a predicted model, not a curated record
UUUUCAUAUCUUUUUGCAAAACCUUCACAUGCAAACAAGUUAAUCUUUCUUCUUCAUUCUUGUCAUCUUGAGAAAAAAAUAACUAGAAAUAUAGUCAAAAAAUUAAGCUAGCUAUCUUCAUGUCUAACCCACUCUUGACUUUGUGUUUUCUUUCUUCCAUUCUUGCUCUCACUUUGUUCUUCUUUUUCAUCCAAAGAAAGAAAACAAAGUUUUAUCUUCCACCUGGAAAAAUGGGGUGGCCCUUUAUUGGAGAAACCAUUGGUUAUUUGAAGCCUUACUCCGCCACUACAAUGGGAGAAUUUAUGGAGAAUCACAUAGCAAGGUAUGGUACAAUUUACAAGUCAAACUUGUUUGGAGAACCAGCAAUUGUAUCAGCAGAUGCAGAGUUCAAUAAGUUCAUAUUACAAAAUGAUGGAAAAUUGUUUGAGGUUAGUUAUCCUAGAAGCAUUGGUGGAAUACUUGGGAAAUGGUCAAUGUUGGUUUUAGUAGGUGACAUGCAUAGAGACAUGAGGAAUAUUUCACUUAAUUUCAUGAGCCAUGCUAGGCUUAAAACACAUUUUUUGAAAGAUAUGGAGAAUCAUACCCUUUUGGUUUUAAGCUCUUGGAAAAAUGAUUGUACAUUCUCAGCUCAAAGUGAAGCAAAAAAGUUCACCUUCAAUUUAAUGGCGAAACAAAUCAUGAGUUUGGAUCCAUGGAAUCUUGAGACAGAAGAGUUGAAAAAAGAGUAUGUCUCUUUUAUGAAAGGUGUUGUUUCUGCUCCUUUGAAUUUGCCAGGAACUGCAUACAGAAAGGCAUUAAAGUCUAGGAAGACCAUAUUGAAGUUCAUAGAGAGAAAAAUGAAAGAAAGAAUGAAAAGAAUGCAAGAAGGAAAAAAAGGAUUGGAAGAAAAUGAUCUUUUGAAUUGGGUUCUAAAGCAUUCAAAUCUUUCAACUGAGCAAAUUCUUGACUUGAUUCUGAGUUUGCUGUUUGCUGGUCAUGAAACAUCAUCUGUAGCUAUAUCUCUAGCCAUCUACUUUUUGCCUGGUUGUCCUCAAGCUAUGCAACAAUUAAGGGAAGAACACAGAGAAAUAGCCAGGUGCAAAAAGAAAGCUGGAGAAAAUGAAUUAACUUGGGAUGAUUAUAAAAAAAUGGAUUUUACUCAUUGUGUUGUGAAUGAAACACUAAGAUUGGGAAAUGUUGUGAGGUUCCUCCAUAGGAAGGCUAUCAAAGAUGUUUGGUACAAAGGUUAUGACAUUCCAUGUGGAUGGAAAGUUCUUCCUGUGAUUUCAGCGGUGCAUUUAGAUCCUUCAAAUUUUGACCAACCUCAACACUUCAAUCCUUGGAGAUGGAAGGGUAAUAGUAAAUAUGGAAAUUGUGGAAACAUAAACAGUAACUUUAUGCCAUUUGGAGGAGGACCAAGACUAUGUGCAGGAUCAGAGUUAGCUAAACUUGAAAUGGCAGUUUUCAUACACCAUAUUAUCCUGAACUAUAAUUGGGAGCUAGUUGAUGUUGUUGAUCAACCUAUUGCAUACCCUUUUGUUGAGUUUCCUAAAGGUCUACAAAUCAGAGUCCAAGCCCAAAUCCAACCCCAAACUUAAGCCCAAGCCCACUCUGUAAUAUGAACAAAAUAGAUAUUAGGUUAUUUUGUUUCUCAUUAGUAUUACUAUAAUACAUGUACACAUUUGUAAAUUUUAUGUGUUUGAUUCACAGAUCCAGUACUACAUGUCAU